Molecule: messenger RNA, 1870 nt
Organism: Wyeomyia smithii (pitcher-plant mosquito)
Lineage: Eukaryota; Metazoa; Arthropoda; Insecta; Diptera; Culicidae
Product: zinc finger protein 391-like
Exons: 3
Coding region: 171-1853 (560 amino acids)
Biological process (GO): regulation of transcription by RNA polymerase II
Cellular component (GO): nucleus
Molecular function (GO): RNA polymerase II cis-regulatory region sequence-specific DNA binding; zinc ion binding; DNA-binding transcription factor activity
Source: RefSeq, a predicted model, not a curated record
CACCUUUCUGUGUAUCAUCGCGGCUUCAAUUGACGUUUGAAUUUUAUAGCGACUCACACUCCAACUGUAGUAAAUAUUUUUUCCGUAACUUCGCUGCCAAAGUUGGUCUUAUUUAAUCAAUUAAAAGAGUACAUCCAGUCCUAACUAUAUGCAAAAUUACGGCCGCAACAAUGGAUUUCUACGCUAGCAUCUGCCGGCUAUGCGAGGCAGCUCCAAAGAUGACCGACAAAUGGUCAGAUUUGUACGCCGCGAAAAACAAGCAGCUGAUCGAGAAAAUCCAAUCUAUCUGUAAAGUUAAGAUCAACAACCGAGAUAAACUUCCGAAACGGAUAUGCGACCGCUGUCGGAAUAACCUUAUGCAGGCUUACAACUUUAAGCUAAAGUGUGAACUAACGGAUGCCAAGCUGAGAAAAGAAAUUGAGUUUCUGAAAAAGAACAACUGGAAAACGGAAGAAGCUCUACCCCCGUACCACUGCGAGCGGCAAGUCAAACCGGAGAAAAUUGUCAACACAAAGCAGACAGAGGAAGCGGAGACAUUAUCAGAAUCAAUCGCUAGCGUAAUAGUGGUCGAACCGGUCUUCAUCAAAAGUGAACAAAAUGAGGAAUUUUCCGAAUCAGAACAGCUCGAUGAAACGAUGUCCGAUCUUUGCUCGACAAAAGUUGAGCCUCAGGAGGAAAAUGAUUCGAAAGAUGAUGUUUCUUCGGAAUCCGAUGAUGAUUCCAAUGACGCUGAUUAUUCGGAAGGCGAUGGCGGCUCAGACGUGAAACCACCGGGUAAGAAAGCUUUACGUAGCGAUCGAAAGAGUAAGACAGACAACACGGAACCGUCGAAUACAACUUGCGAAACUUGUGGGGAACAAUUCGAAAAGUCCUCGCAGCUGUACGCCCAUAACAAGGCAGUCCACGGGAAGCGGCGUUUCUGCUGUAAAAUCUGUUCCAGAUCUUUUUCUCGCCGUGUUCGGCUAGCGGAUCAUGAACUCCGCCACACUGGCGUACGCCAGUUCGAAUGUCCACAUUGCGACAAGAGCUACGUUACUCAAAGUGGGCUAAAGACCCACGUGGAAGAUGCUCACAGUGAGAACCUGCCAUACGUCUGUGACAAGUGUGGCAAGGGAUUUUCGAAACCCGGCAAGCUACGGGUACACUACAGUAUGCACAUCGAGUCGAGAAACUUUGUUUGCGCCGUAUGCUCCAAGGGAUAUAAGACUCAGACUCAUCUGAACAUUCAUAUGAAUGUUCAUCUGCCCCAGGACCAGAAAAAGGUACGCAGCCGGCGGAGCCGGGAGAAAGUUUGCAUCUGUCCUUUUUGCGGCAAAGUAUCGACCUCACUGGGAACGCACUCGAUGCACAUCCGAACGCACACGGGUGACCAACGAUACGAGUGUAAUAUCUGCUUCAAACGUUUCACCUCAUCCGGUUCGCACAAGAAGCAUCUGCGAGUCCACUCCGGUGAGAAACCGUUCGUUUGUGUGUACUGUAGCAAAUCUUUCCGCCAGAAGCAUCAUAUGACCACGCACAUCCGGGGUGUGCACACGAACGAAAAACCCUACCAGUGUAAGUUUUGUCCGAAAGCGUUUGCCACCCGGGGCAAUAUGACACUACACGAGCGUAGCCAUGGGGGACCGACGGCGGCGGUGGCAUCUGCGUUGGUCGUCUCAGAGUCAGCCGCUACAGUGUGCCAGCAGCUAAAGAAUGUACCAGCCGAUGAAGGAACGAGCGAACCGGAUCUCGAACGCAGUCCAUCACAUUCGUCAUCGAUGAUGACGUCGACACCUCCACCGAUGCUGAAUCCGGGAGUGAUGUUCGCUCCAGGUAUUACUGUACAUCAACCCCAAACGUUCUUUCAAGUUUAACAAGGUGUAGAAUUGUG